UCUGGUGUUGAGACAGAUGGAGUGUUGGUGUCUGUGAUGGAGGGAGAUUCAAUUACUCUACACACUGGAAUUAAAAAAGCCCAAGAAGACAGAAUUAGAUGGUAUUUCAAUGAGACUCGCAUCGCUCAAAUCACUAAAGAUCUCACCAAGAUCUGUACAGAUGUUCAGUGUAAUGAAGGUACUGAGAGAUUCAGAGACAGACUGAAGCUGGAUCAUCAGACUGGAUCUCUGACCAUCACAGACACCAGAACCUCAGAUGCUGGAGUUUAUCAACUGAAGAUCUUCAGCAGCAGCAGCAUCAGUGAAAAGACCUUCAGCGUUUCUGUCCGUGGUGUUUCUGCUGCUGAACGAGAUGAAAUGAAGAGAAAGUCAGUGAAGGAGGGAGAAUCUGUCACUUUAGAUCCUGCUGUAAUGAAAAACCCAAAUCAUGUGAUGACGUGGUAUUUUAAUGACACGCGCAUCGCUCAAAUUACUGGAGAUCCCAAUAAGACCUGCACAGAUUUUCAUUGUCCUGAGAGAUUCAGACACAGACUGAAGCUGGAUCAUCAGACUGGAUCUCUGACCAUCAGGAACAUCAGAAUCACAGACUCUGGAGUUUAUGAACUACAGAUCAGCAGCAGCAGCAGCAGCCGUCGUCGUCGCCACAGCAUCAGCAGUGUAAAGAGCUUCGAUGUUACUGUCAUUAUACCUUGA
Sinocyclocheilus rhinocerous is the source of this 693-nucleotide messenger RNA. RefSeq lists its product as uncharacterized. Lineage: Eukaryota; Metazoa; Chordata; Actinopteri; Cypriniformes; Cyprinidae. The record is from RefSeq and is a predicted model, not a curated record. The transcript is spliced from 3 exons. The coding region runs from base 37 to 693 and encodes 218 amino acids.